CACUGUUGUCUUACGGGGCUCCCGGAAGUUCCGGUAGAGUUGCUAAAGUUCCGACUUUUUGUUGCCUUGCGGCGUCCGGCUCUGCUUACUGCCGAGAGGCAGUCUUAUGAUCCUAUACUAUACCAUAUAGCGGCGGUUGCACUUGGACCGAUAGAUUCAAACAUGCCAAAGAGAUCGGAAGAAGACGAGUCCGAAUGA
Messenger RNA from Alternaria burnsii, 198 nucleotides. RefSeq lists its product as uncharacterized. The record is from RefSeq and is a predicted model, not a curated record. The transcript has a single exon. The annotation marks the transcript as partial. NCBI's taxonomy places the organism in Eukaryota, Fungi, Ascomycota, Dothideomycetes, Pleosporales, Pleosporaceae.